Molecule: messenger RNA, 2572 nt
Organism: Xyrauchen texanus (razorback sucker)
Lineage: Eukaryota; Metazoa; Chordata; Actinopteri; Cypriniformes; Catostomidae
Gene: nxph2a
Product: neurexophilin 2a
Exons: 2
Coding region: 66-869 (267 amino acids)
Molecular function (GO): signaling receptor binding
Source: RefSeq, a predicted model, not a curated record
CUAUGAACUGGAUAUUUUCCUCUCCCACCUUAAGUAAGAGCUGAAGACAAUUUUCUGUAGUCAAGAUGCAAAUUCUUUCAGCUGUUCUGCUUCUGUUCUGUUUGCACAAGUUUUGUUGGAAGGUCACAUGCAGAAGAGUACAUAUUCCAGACGUGGGGCUUGUGGACUGGGGAGAAGCUGAUAACGAGGAGAACCCCUCCCCCAAAGGUGCCAGCCCUCGCGUCCUCAACCCCCUGCGCCUCUUUGCCCGGGGAUCCCCUGGGUUCAAGAGCAACCUGAGGGAAAUAACAUUUUUGGAAAACCUAGAGGACUCCUGGGACUGGUUAUCUAACCAGACAGAUGUGCAUGAGACACAGAGCAGGACUAAACGCAGACCUAUCGUGAAAACAGGCAAGUUUAAAAAAAUGUUUGGCUGGGGCGACUUCAACUCCAACAUCAAGACUGUGAAAUUGAAUCUACUCAUUACAGGGAAGAUAGUGGACCAUGGAAAUGGAACGUUCAGUGUUUAUUUCCGACACAAUUCCACAGGCCUGGGGAAUGUGUCCGUCAGUCUAGUGCCACCCUCUAAGGUGGUGGAGUUUGAGAUGGCUCAGCAGUCCACCCUGGAGACUAAAGAUUCUAAAUCUUUCAACUGCCGUAUCGAGUAUCAGAAAACGGACCGCAGCAAAAAGACUUCACAUUGCAGCUUUGACCCAUCCAAUGUGUGUUACCAAGAAUCGACCCAGAGUCACGUCUCCUGGCUCUGCUCAAAGCCCUUCAAAGUCAUUUGUAUCUACAUUGCCUUCUACAGCGUUGACUAUAAACUGGUGCAGAAAAUCUGCCCAGAUUACAAUUAUCACAGUGACACACCGUAUGCUUCCAUGGGUUAAAGUCCAGUCAAGCCAAGUUUGGAUCCUCGACAGUAAUAUUCUAGAGAAUUUAAACAGCAUGGUCAACCCCAUUGGCACCUUGCAACAUCAAACCUUAUUUUCACCAUGUGUUCCAUCUGAUUUUGAAGCAAUUAUAAUAAAUCCAGAUGUUUUGCAUUAGGCUAAAAUCCUCGCAUGUUUUUCAACAUCUGCCUUUUCGUGAGAAAGCAGUCACAAUGAUAUGAUGGCAAAAUAGUUUCUGGUUAACCCUUUAGUUACCAUUGACAAUACAGUGUGGCUGUUACAUGAUUAUAAAUCACAGUUCAAGAGUCACAAUUUGCACACUUCCUCCCUAACAAUUGAUCUUGCAUUGAUAACCAACAUAUUACUAAUUUCCAAUUGUAACAUAUACUUAAUUUGUUAUGUAGCAUGUCAUGAAUUUUCAGGCUAAAAAAACAGGGGCAAAAUUACCCUCAAGAGCACAGACAAUGUAAAGGUGCAUUCAGAAUUAAAUAAAUAAAAUAAAAUACAACAUUACUGAUUACUUCUAACCUUCUAAACAGAAGCAAAUAGUAAUAGUACAAUAGUAUUUUUAAACAAUGAUGUACACUCACAUGUAAUGAGAUGCAGAUGCCAUGUUGAGAUCGCACGACCAGCCAAAUAUUAUCUUAAUUAUUAUAUCGAUAAUCCCCUGAAAAUUGGAUGCUUUCACUCAUGGACUAAAUUAAUAAUUGUUGAAUGAGCACCUUUUUACAAUGACUACUUAGAACUUUGCUUUAGCAUGGUGCUGCAUCUACACUGCCAUGUGUCAGUACAAUAUAAACUCACAUUUUACCAUGUGCAUUUUUAAACAUUAACACAUUCCAUCCCUACUCCCUGUUCAUAACAAUUUCCAGUUGCCGCUGAAUCACACACCUACAUAGGAUAAAAUAUAUAUGUGAAACCCCUGUUUUCAAUGUGAGGUUUAUGUGUGUGUGUUAGUAUGUUUGUGUAUGUUUUAUUGGCCUUUUGUUGCACUAAUGUUUAGUUGUGGAAACUAUUUUAAUGUGGAGAGCAUAUGCAGUUGUCAAGAUUAGCACAAUCGGGUGAAAUCAUUCAGCAAAGACAUCAAAUACAAAUUACCCUUAGUCAUUUUGCAUUUCACAAAAGCUCUAUGUAUAAAUUGAGAUUUGUGUAUAAUUUCAAAGUCAUUUGUGAUGUCUCAUGAGAGCACAAUUCACUGGACAGGUGGAUUUAGUGAAACUGGCAGCCGGUUAACAACCCUUUGUCAUGGUCCUGCCACAGUGAUCCACAUUUCCAGUCUCUAAUUAACAUUAAUUAUAGUGGGAAAUUUCACUUACAAACCAUGGCAGAGGGGACUGAAGCCAAAAACUGAAAUUUAGCACGUCAGUCAUGUAGCAAACCUCUAUUCACACCAGUGACUUUGGACUGGAAUCAAACUCUUUGUCGGAAUAUCAACAAAAAAAAUUUUUUUUUCUGUUGCAUGGUUUCCAAUUUAUGCAAAUGCACAUGAGGUGGAAAUAUUGAGGAUAAUUUAAUAUAUUAUUUAAGUAUACCUUGUACUGAUUGUUUAUAUAUAUAUAUAUUUAAAACACUAUGUAGAGAUCAAAGGAAUAAAUGUUUUGUGUCAUUAUUGUUUACAUUCUAGUCUAAAUGUCAGUGUGACAAUGAACCACUCGAAAUGCCACAGUCUAAUAAUCAGAACUGGAGAUCUCAGGUUCCAU